Haliotis rubra (blacklip abalone) is the source of this 4670-nucleotide messenger RNA. Its product is annotated as protocadherin Fat 4-like. Gene Ontology annotation, cellular component: catenin complex; plasma membrane. The coding region runs from base 1 to 4593 and encodes 1530 amino acids. NCBI's taxonomy places the organism in Eukaryota, Metazoa, Mollusca, Gastropoda, Lepetellida, Haliotidae. Gene Ontology annotation, biological process: homophilic cell-cell adhesion. The record is from RefSeq and is a predicted model, not a curated record. Gene Ontology annotation, molecular function: calcium ion binding; cadherin binding. The transcript has 20 exons.
AUGGCAGCAAGGGCAUCACCUGGUGCCAGCAAAUGCAGAAGGCCAGCAUGCAAGGAAGACACAAACGCUGAUCUGUUCACCAUCAACAGUGACGGACACCUGGUCAUAGCAUCCAGAAUUAACAGAGAAAUAUUGAGCAAUUCAGACCUCGUGGUAACUUUGGUCGUGGAUGACAGUGUCGGUAACUCAGCUAGCGCUGACUUGACUAUUAGUGUAGAAGACAUCAAUGACAACAUACCCACUUGUGGCCAGUCUGUGUUCAUCAUACAGAUAGAAGAGGCAGGAACUGAAAGCAACAAAAUGAUUGAUAAUACGCUGGUAUGCACCGACAAAGACCUUGGUAACAACGCCGUCGUAGUUCUGAACAUCACGUCUGGAAAUGAUGAUAAUGUAUUUCGGUACGAGGGUCAAGAACUGUGGGGGUCGCCUGACCAGCUGGACUAUGAGGGCCUGGACACAGUGGGGUACAAGUACACUCUAGUGGUGGAGGCCAUGGACUCGCCUGACGAGGGGAACCGCAACAAAAAUCCGACUACUCUGCGACUGAUGAGUACCUUGAGGAGCCGUGCCAGGAAAGAAGGCACACCAAUUCAACAGAUCUUCGAAGAUGAGAUGAGAACCUUGACCGUCGAUGAAGCUGCCACAACACCCUCCUUUGCUAGCAUUGAUGCUGUUCUCUACCGACACCGCCGAAAGAAUCGUCCACCACUCCGGAAGACCCUAGCUGAUGUGUGCAUAGAAGACCAGUGGGCUGAGACCAGUGACGGAAGUCAAUUCCUCGCCAUAGACGAUGGUGUUGACGACAGAAUCCUGGUGUUCUCCACAGAAGACAUGAUGGAGACUAUGCAGAGUGCCGACACCCUAUUCAUGGAUGGUACAUUCUGUUCCUGUCCAAGCCUUUGGAACCAGCUGUAUGCUGUUCACUGUCUCUCUGGUUCCACCAUGUUCCCCGAUGCGUUUGCCCUAAUGCCUAAUGGACAAAGAUUGACCUACAUCGAGCUGUCCCAGCAACUGAAGAAUGUUCUCUAUACUAUAACGGGUAAAAAUGAAUUUGCCCCUCACUUCACAUCACCAGUACCAGAUAGCUCGGCAAACUUUCCAGAGGAGACAGUGUCUGAGGAUACCGCACCUGGGACAAUUAUCAUCACCUACGCAGCUUCAGAUGACGACCACGGCAACGACGGGGAAGUACACUAUGAGAUCGUCUCAGUUACAUCAGAUACUGGAGCUAGCGAACCGAACAUCUUCACGAUCGAUGGAGACAGUGGGACUCUCAUUCUGUCAGAAUCUCUGGACGCCGAUUCCGACACAGGCGGUGUGGCCUACUACAGCGUGGUGGUCAAAGCCGUGGACAGUGGUGCCACGCCCCUCGAAACCCAAGCUACACAAAAAAUACUACUUGGUGGUGCCAAUGACAAUGCUCCUGUUUUCAUUAACGUUGACAACGAGGUGUUUGUCGACGAAAACGCUAGUCUGAAUGACGUCGUAGUUGAAUUGACGGUUACGGACCCAGACGGUGACAGCGUAACAAUAUCAGCAGACGGAGGGGACAAUACUGUGUUUGGCAUUGAUGGUAACAACAUCGUCGUUCUUGGUACUCUGGACUUCGAAACUAGGACAUGCUACUCUCUGGACAUAAGCGCCAGUGACGGUACCUUCAGCAACAAUAUUUAUGUGACGAUCAAAGUGAGCAACGUGAACGACGAACCCCCCACCAUCAGGGCGAUAAGCAGUCCGAGCAUGAUGGAGGAGACGGCAGUGGGGACGGUGCUGCAUGGCCUGUACACCACCAUUGAUCCUGACGUUGGCGAUACAGUAACGUAUUCUCACAGUGGUACAGAUGCAAGCUACUUCAGUAUAAGCGACGGCGGAGAUCUUCAAGUUGCUCAGCGUGUAGACCUUGAGGCUGGUACUUCCAGCUUGAGUAUUGAUCUGACUGCGACAGAUGCGGGAGGCAACGCCGUGACGGAGUCGCUUACCAUAACGGUAAUCGACGUGAAUGACAACACCCCAUCGUGUGACAAGGAGGUGUAUGAACUGGAGCUGGAGGAGGCAUCGGGAGACAAACGGGGUAACUUUGACAGUGGCAGAGGGGGUGAUCCAGAUGGGGUGUUCCGCUUUCAAGGAUUGGAGUUGUGGGGAGCUGCCAACAACAUCGACUACGAAAGUCUCGAGACAACGGGGUACAAAUAUUACCUCUCAGUUGCCGUGACUGACGAACCGUCAAGCACACCCGCCAACACCGGGCAUAUUCUGGUGAUAGUCAAGGUGACGGGAAAGAACGAGCACACCCCAACGUGGAGCAGUGCUUCCCUGGACGGUGCGGGCAACCUGCUGGGGGUCACGGUGUCCGAGGACGCUUUGGUAGGAAACACCGUGACGAGUUUGGCGGCUUCUGACGAUGACCAGGGGCCUGAUGGGAGAGUCGGCUUUGAACUUGUGUCGGUUACAUCAGAUACCGGUGCUACGGUAUCGGACAAAUUCUGGCUCGACCCUGAAUCCGGAGACCUCAUCAUUGCUACACUACUAGACGCCGACUCCACCACAGGAGGCGUGACCUACUACGACGUUGCGGUAAAAGCCCAGGACGGCAACGCCACGCCACUGGAGGUCCAAGGAAGUCUGAGAGUGACAGUCAACGCGGUCAAUGACAACGCCCCAAUUUUCUCUGACACUGAGUUUAUAGCCACUGUUCCAGAGGACGUCACACCCGGCUUCACCGUCCUAAACCUGUCGCUAGACGACGUCGAUGGUGACACUCCCACAUUGACUGUUGUCGGUACAUGGUCAAGCCUCUUCAAGGGCGAAGGGGCGAGCAUUCUGACCAAUGGUAAACUUGAUUAUGAGACGGAAAAGUGCUAUUCUGUUCAAGUAAGGGCAUCUGAUGGCGUCCACACCACGGAUCACUUUGUGACCAUUCAAGUGACCGACGUCAGUGACGAACCCCCGGUACUCUCUGUGUACGCUGGGGUCACGGUGUCGGAAGAGCUUCCUCUAGGGGUUAUCAUCGGGGAUGUGUUCAGCGUUACUGACCCAGACACAACCGAAACCUUCACAUACAGUAUCUCAGGCUCACACAGCAGCUUACUGGACAUUAACGAGACGACCGGGCACCUGUACAUAAGCAGCAACAUCGACCGGGAUGGGGGAGUGGCCUAUUUGGAUGACCUGUCCCUAACAGUUACGGAUUCAGCUGGCCUCACCGACACAGCCGCCUUCAGACUCGACAUUACCGACAUCAAUGACGUGACCCCAGCAUUCUCCCAGAGUGUAUAUUCUGUCCAGACAACUGAAAACAGCGCCUACUCAAAACUAGUCCCGCUCUCUUGUACUGAUGACGACUCGGGUAUCAAUGGCGAUGUGUCUCUCUCAAUUCCUGCUGCCGACAACCCUGAUGGCAUCUUCUCCUUAGUUGGGUCUGAAAUGUAUGCUGACGGUAGUCUCAUUGACUAUGAGACAACAUCGUCCUACAGCAUCACCGUCCUGUGCGUGGACUCGGCGGGGUCGGUGACGGCCAAGACCGGGGUGACAGUUGUACAAAUCCAGGUUGUUGGUGAUAACGAGUUCGAUCCUGUGUGGGAUACGAUCGUUCCUGACGGUACCGGGAUGUUUCCCGGGGUGAGCAUCAGUGAAUCUGAUAGCCCGGGAACACUUGUUCAGACGUUCAGCGCAACAGACCAGGACGAAGGAGUCGAUGGCGAUGUCACUUACGACAUCAUGUCUAUUACUUCCGCUGAGUCUACAGCUGUUGCCGAUCUCUUCAAAAUGGACAAAGAUAUGGGAACGCUCACGACUGCGGUGAAUCUCGACGCAGACGUCGACACAGGAGGGUCAGCAUAUUACGACGUGAAGGUUCGUGCGAAAGAUCUGGGUCCGUCAAGCCGAGAGAUGACCGGCACAAUCCGAGUCACAGUCAACGAUACUGACGACAACGGCCCCAAAUUCACACAGCAACUAUUCUCGGGAGCUGUCCAGUGUUCAAAUGCUAUAAACGACGUUGUCGCUCAGGUGACAGUUGGAGACGCCGACAGCACUGUAGGCGCUAGCACCUUCUCCCUGCCGGAGGCUAGUACGUUGUUUGCUGUCGACGGAUCGACGGGCGACGUCUCCUUGCUGGUGGCCCCCGAUACUUUAGCCAUGACUGAACUGCGACAGUUUGUUGUUGUGAAAGCCACAGCCAGCAGCAAUACUGCUUUGGUGGACACAACAACCGUCUACGUCAGUUUUGAUUAUUGCGGAUCCACGACCACUGCCACCACAGAAACCACCACGACUUCUACAACAACACCAGCUCCUCCAUGUCAGCCGGGUGUGGACACAGAGGUGAUAGCCCUGGCAACUCUCUGUGCACUGAUGGGAGGAGCCGUCGGAGUUGCUGUCUUUCUGAAUGCCAAGAGUAUAAUGGCAGCACGGCCAUCGUCUGUCCAACCUUCCCUGCCUAAAAAAGGACAAGGUGAUCUUGAACGUCCUCUGGAAACGUCGAACAAAAUGGAAGUGGAAGAUCUGACACUGGAAGACCCUGCCGAUCAGUUCGUGUUUGACAGUCUUCCACCCUACUCAACUAUCGGAGGACGAUUUGAACAGCUUCCUUGACGUCCUCCCCCCCUCGAUCUUGUUUGGUGCUGUUACGCUAUCGUGCUUGAACAACUUCAGGCGAUUUACACGUAAUC